AUUGGGGUCACGUUUGACGCUCGAGGAGUCGAGAGUAGGGCAGCUUUGAGAAAGCAGAACAGAACCUAGUGCAGUGUGUCAGUCAGGCUGGCUUUUCUACACGAUACAGAUAGCGAGUUAAAUUGCUCUAGUAACUAGCUAAUUAAUUAACUUCAUAUACCGACGAGGCCAGAUUAAGGAUUUAUCUGGAAACUGGAAGUUGUCCAAGAUUGCUUGUGAAUGCGCAGGCCAAAGCCACUCGAGACUUUACCACUUGAUUUGGGUAGCAGGAUCCAAGCCAGGCUCCUGAAGGUAGGCUCAGCUAACAGAGCUGAACAUGAACCAAGUAUAGGAGGGGAAAGAUGAUGGCAGGCCAUCAUUUCCACGAGAGCCUCAGAGAGACUCGGGCCCCAUGGUGGUACAACAAUUGGUGGUAUAGGGGUCUCACCUUGCAUUAAGGCACAGAAGAAAAUCGUCGCUAGGAUCCAACUAUGAAGAAUAAAGCUAAUGUGGGACCCGCUGAGGAUAGUGCUCUAAAUGCUAUUUAGCAGGUCUGUCCAGUCCCUAAAGAGAACUGCAGCUGCCUACAACUCCCAACACUCUAUUGCAACAUUUCCCACGGCAACGCAAUGUGGAACAUCAGGUGAUUCCUCAGUGUCCCAUUGACCUUCUUGCUGAUUGAUGUCUGAAGACUUGGACUCCAAGCGCUACCUGUAUUCCACGCUGGAGGAGCGGGAUUCAUUCGGUGAGGAGGCCGCCGCCUGCAGCUCCAUGUCCCAGCUACACCGCAUGAGCGGCUUCGGGGAGGGCCGGGGGCGGGGCGGGGCGGAGCUAGGGCUGGCCUCCGAGGGCAGCGACAGCAGCCAGGACCCGCCCACCUCCCCACACAGCGACAGGAAGAUGGCGCACUCGCUCCACGAGGACGCCGAGAUGAACGGUAGCGGGUCCAGCGGCAGCGGGACAGAGUCCCACGGCAAUGAGUCCCACGGCAACGACUCCAACGGCAACGAGUCGUUGGGCAGCUCCAACGGUAACGGCAAAGACUCGGCACUGCUGGAGUCAUCCGGGAGCAACAAGAGCUCCAAUUCCCACAGCCCGUCCCCCCCCAGCAGCUCCAACGCCUUCAGCCUCCUCAGCGCCAGUUCAGAGCAGGACAACCCCUCCACCAGCGGCUGCAGCAGCGAGCAGUCGGCCAAGGCCAAGACCCAGAAGGAGCUCCGCAAGACCCUGAAGGAGCUGAAGCUACACCUGCCCUCCGAGAAGAGGAACAAGAGCAAGUCCAGCACCCUGAACACCCUGAAGUACGCCCUGCGCUGCGUCAAGCAGGUCAAAGCUAAUGAAGAGUACUACCAGAUGCUGAUGAUCAACGACAGCCAGCCGCCAGGGCUCGAUGUUUCGUCCUACACCAUCAGGGAGAUUGACGGCAUCACCUCAGAGUACACCUUCAAGAACACUCAGGACACCUUUGCGGUGGCCGUGUCCAUGAUCACGGGGAAGAUCGUGUACAUCUCGGACCAGGCUGCCUCCAUCCUCAGCUGCAAGCGAGACGUCUUCAAGAAUGCCAAGUUCGUGGAGUUCCUGUCUCCGCAGGAUGUGAGCGUCUUCUACAGCUUCACCACGCUCUACCGCCUGCCCUCCUGGAGAAUGUGCACGGGCGCAGAGUCCUCUCCAUCUGACUGCAUGCAGGAGAAAUCAUUCUUUUGUCGCAUCAGUGGGGGCCAGAAGCACGGGGGGGACCUGCAGUAUUUCCCAUUCCGCAUGACGCCCUACCUGAUGAAGGUGCAGGAUGCACAGCUUGCGGAGGACCAGUUCUGCUGCCUCCUGCUGGCGGAGAGAGUGCACUCCGGAUAUGAAGCUCCCAGAAUUCCUACGGACAAGCGCAUCUUCACCACCACGCACACGCCCAACUGUGUGUUCCAGGAUGUGGAUGAGAGGGCUGUUCCUCUGCUGGGUUACCUGCCUCAGGAUCUGAUUGGCACCCCAGUGUUGCUGCAUUUGCAUCCCAGCGACCGCCCCCUCAUGCUGGCUGUGCACAGGAAGAUCCUGCAGUACAUGGGCCAGCCGUUUGACCACUCCUCCAUCCGCUUCUGCGCCCGCAACGGCGAGUACGUGACCAUCGACACCAGCUGGUCCAGCUUCGUCAACCCCUGGAGCCGAAAGGUGUCCUUUGUCAUCGGCAGACACAAAGUCCGCAUGGGCCCUGUGAAUGAAGAUGUGUUUGCAGCCCCGGCCUUCACAGGAGGAAAGAUCAUGGACUCUGACAUCCUAGAGAUCACAGAACAGAUUCACAAGCUCCUGCUGCAGCCGGUCCAUAGCAUUGGGUCCAGUGGUUACGGCAGCCUGGGGAGCAACGGGUCUCACGAGCAACUCAUGAGUGUCGCCUCGUCCAGCGAAAGCAACGGCAACAACAACGCCACUGAGGAGGCGCACAAGGCCAAGCCGAGAACGUUCCAGGAGAUCUGUAAAGGUGUCCACAUGCUGAAAUACCAGGGCCAGCAGGUCUAUAUGGCCUCUGCAGCCAGACCAGAGCCCAAGAAGGCCUCUGACACAGAGCACCAGCAGAGAAGCCAGGUGGUUCGGCUCAAGGGCUCCGCCCUCCCUUUGGGGGAGCAGGAGACCAUGGACUGCAUGGAGGACAGGAGCACAGCGCAGGAGGAGCUGGCCUACAAGGGCCAGACCGUCUACUCCUACCAGCAGAUCAGCUGCCUGGACAGUGUCAUCAGGUACCUGGAGAGCUGUAACCUCCCUAUCACGGUGAAGAGGAAGUGCCAGUCGUCCUCCAACACCACCUCCUCCAACUCUGAUGAGGACAAGCAGAAAGAGGCAGAGAAUGGCAUGCAGAAGGCUGAAGGACCCCUCCUGUCGGAGACCAUGGCUGACCUGCCCUCUAUGAAGGCCCCCAAGAAACCGGCUGGCGCAGCGGUGGUGGGCGCGUCCCUGGCACCCCUGGCGCUGCCCAGUAAGGCGGAGAGCGUGGUGUCCAUCACCAGCCAGUGCAGCUACAGCAGCACCAUCGUCCACGUCGGAGACAAGAAACCCCAGCCAGAAUCAGAGAUCAUUGAGGAUGCGGCAGAAAGCCUGGCUCCCUCGGCUCCGCCCCCGAGCAUCGUGUCUCCGCCCAGCCAGGAGAAGGAGGCCUAUAAGAAGCUGGGUCUGACCAAGCAGGUGCUGGCGGCCCACACGCAGAAGGAGGAGCAGGCCUUCCUCAGCCGCUGCCGGGAGCAGCGGGACGCGCAGGCCUUCCAGGCUGACUGCUCCCUGUACCUGGGCCGGCACCGCGGCCUGCCUGCUGCUCACGCUCUGCCCACCACUCGCGGGCCCAAGCCAGGGGGCCACGGGGCGGAGCCCGUCGCCAGGAGGGGCGGCCGCAACAAGAAGGCCAAGAAAGCGCGGGUGAAGAAGCACGAGUCCUCGGACAGCACGGCCUCCCACAGGACCCCGCCCCAGCGCCCGCCCCUGCAGGGCCUCAACCAGACGUCCUGGUCUCCCUCGGACACCUCCCAGUCCACCUUCCCCAUCCCGUACCCCGCGGUCGUGCCCGCCUACCCGCUGCCCGUGUACCCGGGGUCCGGGGCGGUGCCUCCCAGACCCGGCGCAGCGCUGCCCGGUUUCGGGGACGGCCCGGGCGGGCAGGCGCCCCCCUACUCCGCGCCGCUGGUCCCGCCCAUGCUGGCCUUCGUCCUGCCCAACUACGUGUUCCCCCAGAUGGGCAGCGCCCCGCAACAGCCCUUCUACCCGGAGCAGGCCCCCUUCCCCCCGCAGCCCCCCUACCCCGUCCAGGCCCAGUUCGUGCCCCGGGCCCCGUUCCCGGCCGAGCCGUUCGCCCAGCCCUUCGGGGAGACGCGGGAGGGCCCGUCGCGCUCCUCCACGCCCCUGUCGGGGGGCGCCCGGGACCGGGCCUCGCCCCCGCUCUUCGAGUCGCGCUGCAGCUCGCCGCUGCAGCUCAACCUCCUGCAGCUGGAGGAGACGGCCCGCUCCGUGGAGCGGCAGGACAGCGCGGCGCUCCCUGCUGGAGCCCCGGGGAACAGCGGCGAGGACAAGGCCUCCGCCUGCGGCUCUGCCAAACCCAGCAAGGAGCUGCAGCAGCGGUCGCUUGGUCGCCCUGGUCUGGUAAAGGCGUGUGGAGGGCCUGGCUGUGGUCCCGCUGCGCGGGCGUCCUUAAAUUCCGAGGACACUCGCAGGGCUGUGGGUUUAUCGAGGUUAAAGUCGGAGGAAAGCCUGGCUCGGAGUAAAGGCUGCUGUAGACUCGGCCUUUGCGCUGAUGAGAUGAGCUCCCCUGGCGAGGGUCCGAACAGCGACGCCCACUCGUCCUCCAGCGACCUGCUGGACAUCUUGCUCCAGGAGGACUCCCGCUCCGGCACGGGCUCCGCCACCUCCGGCUCUCUGGGCUCCGGCUCCAACGGCUGCGGCACCUCCGCUAGCGGCACCUCGGCCAGCGGCACCUCGGCCAGCGGUGUAGGGAGCUGCCAAACCAGCAACACCAGCAAAUACUUUGGCAGCAUCGACUCCUCCGAGAACAACCACAAGGCCAAGGCGCACGUUGGGGCCAAGGUGGAGGAGAACAAGCACUUCAAGUGCGUGCUGCAGGAGCCCAUCUGGCUGCUUAUGGCCAAUGCAGAUGAGUCUGUCAUGAUGACCUACCAGCUCCCCUCACGGGAUGUGCAGAAGGUCCUGAAGGAGGACCGGGAGAGGCUGCGGCAGAUGCAGAAGAGCCAGCCGCACUUCAGCGAGGAGCAGAAGAAGGAGCUGUGCGAGGUGCACCCCUGGAUGAGGAGAGGGGGCCUCCCCAAAGUCCUCGACGUCAAGGAGUGUUUGUGCUGUAAGGACGACGCCUCAGCCGCGAUCAAGGAGGAUCUGCCGGACACGGAGCUGGGAGCCCUGGGGGAUGUCCACGAGGACGGUGCCGCCCAGAAAGACGGCGAGCAGCCCCUGCAGGCGGACGCCUGUCCCAGCCUGGGCCCUGUUCUAUAGAGCCACUUCGGCCGGCCGCCCUGGACUGAUCUCCCCUCACGCGUACCUUCACCUGCCCAUGCACCCGUGCUUAGCUCAGGAGGGCUCACGCAUUCGCAUGCACAAUCAGCCUUAGCUGUGAAGCUGUGGCAGUCCGAAGCUCUGCUCUCACACUUCUCAUCUUUACUUUGACCUUGUUGCCCAUCAGCGGGCGUGUUAUGAAGAAUGUUCAGGUUCUCCUGCUGACACUGAGACUGUGAGACUGUGUCUGUGGACACACCUGAGCCCAGCCGGUCUCAGCGUGUCCAGGCUACUGCAGUCUGCCUCCUGUCCGCUGCACCUGGUGCUCCUGGUGCCUUUCGAGAAGCUGGAACUGGAGUGGACGCGCGUUCAGCUUGAACUGUUGAGGAAAGCCGGGUCCAUCAGAACCAUGUCUGUGUCUGUCUGUUGGUCAUGCGAGUAGUAGCAUCGUGGAACCGACUGACGUUUGGUCACAAUGUAAUAGCUGCAAACUAGAUCUCCUCACUGACUGAAAUACCCUCUUGGAAACUUCUGACAGAUGGUUACAGUAUGCCUGAUUCCUUAUGUGAUAUUUUUUAUUUAUGAACAUAUUUGAUAAAAUUAUUUUUAUUGAACACCUCAAAAGUUGACGUACAAAGUUUACUUUCUCACCACUACCUAGAACCUCCAAGAUAUGAACACCUUAGAAAUGUUUGCACCUUUGAAAGUGGCAUGAAAAUACACCAGUUUUAAAGGGUAAGCACCAGAUAUUAUAAAUUAUACCAGCCAAAUGGAAGAAGUUUGUUCUAUUCUAUGAUUCGCAACAUAAUUUUAUCUGAAUAAAUGCAAGAUAAAUGCAGCUUGCCAACAUUGGAAAGUUAGCAAUCUUGUUCCAAGUAGGUCGAAGUCAGUGCGUAAUGAUACCUGCACUAACAACAAUUUCAGCUUAAUUUAAUGAAAAACCUCCUGAAUAAAAAGAAUUGGUCUAAUAUUUUGGGGGGGAGGUUGUUAUGUGAUGCUUACCCUUUAAGAAUCUGAAUCCUUUUUACUUGCAUUAUGACAGCCUUGUUUCUUUAAAUGGGCUGCUCAGUUUGGUCAGAAACUUUGUAAUUAAACAUAUAUUCAAUGUGAAUUAGUAACCAGAAAUCAGGAUCUCAUUCAAACAUAAGUCCCUUUCUUUGGCCUUUUACAUUAACUGUCUGAAUUCUGUUCAUCUUCAUAUCAAACACAGUUGAUGUAAAGAGGAACCACAUUGUAUUUUUGGUAUUAGUGCAAAAACAUGCUAUUUUUCCCAUUUUAAAAGUUCUAUGAACUUAUAUCAAUGGUAUGUCUCCUUUGUUUAAGGCUCAGCUUUUUGCAGUGAUAAUUUAUAUUAUAUGUAAAUGUGUAUGUAAUUAUAUAUAAUUUAUAUUAUCACUGCUGAUUGAUAAGGCAUAAUUGCAUAUUCUAGGGUCCAGGUUUAUACCCUGUCCCGGUGAGUGGUCAGUGUGUUUUUUGGUUGAAGUUCAUAUCUUUGAAGUCCUACUGUAUAUUGAAGAUCUAAAGAUCUUUACAUGCAAGUUACCUCUUCUAGCUGUAUUUUUCACAAAGCGGAGAUAAUUAAAACAGGAUUAAGAAAUGUAUUUAUUACAGUGUUUUCUUUAUUACCAUAAAGAACUAGACACCCUAACAAUGUACUUGUUUCCUUUGAAAAAAACUGCAGAAAUAGGCCAGUGCAAAGUGAAACUGCCAGGACCAAGAGAUUGUAUCUUCAUUUUUUGUUCUGCUUUUUUGCCCAUUGUCAACAUGAAAAGCUGGUGUCUCACUGGGACCUCUUCUGUAACACCUGUCACUGUAGAGGACUCUCCUCAAAAGCUGCAAACAAUACUGUUCCAACACCCUGUGUCUGUGCAGGAUUCUCUGUGAUGUUUGAGUGUGGGGCAAUGGCUCGAUUCCAGAACGUUCCACACGGAAGUAAUGUCUUAAUUGUUUUGUCAUCAUGUAAAGGUCCGUGAACUGGACAGCAAAACUUAAUGUAUGCGCACCGGAAGCACGACAAAGAAUUCACAGUUAUCAUUCGGUGCAAAAAGACAUUCCAGUGCCCUACAACUGUUCUGUGUUUUUAUGUUUCUGAUAUUUUGUGUCUGCCAAUGUGAGAACUUGUGGUGUGUUAGCAUUGUUUUUUUAAACAUAAAAUGUGAGAAUAGUAAUAUUAUAAUGUAAUAAAACUUUUUAAGUAAAUACAGAA
Molecule: messenger RNA, 7156 nt
Organism: Anguilla rostrata (American eel)
Lineage: Eukaryota; Metazoa; Chordata; Actinopteri; Anguilliformes; Anguillidae
Product: period circadian protein homolog 2-like
Exons: 26
Coding region: 661-4950 (1429 amino acids)
Biological process (GO): entrainment of circadian clock by photoperiod; negative regulation of transcription by RNA polymerase II; circadian regulation of gene expression
Cellular component (GO): nucleus; cytoplasm
Molecular function (GO): transcription corepressor binding; transcription cis-regulatory region binding
Source: RefSeq, a predicted model, not a curated record